Messenger RNA from Funneliformis geosporum, 143 nucleotides. Lineage: Eukaryota; Fungi; Glomeromycota; Glomeromycetes; Glomerales; Glomeraceae. The record is from the annotation of a GenBank genome assembly.
AUGUCAACAGGAACUUAUUCCACGACGGUUUCCGUAUGCAAAAUUCGUCAAGGAAAUAUAAAAGGAAUUAGUCUGGAAAGGAAUAUGGCAACUAUCAAAAUGCAUAGUCAACGCUCGGGACCACAGCAGCCCAUUCCAAAACG